Aureobasidium musti is the source of this 519-nucleotide messenger RNA. The record is from the annotation of a GenBank genome assembly. NCBI's taxonomy places the organism in Eukaryota, Fungi, Ascomycota, Dothideomycetes, Dothideales, Saccotheciaceae.
AUGUCUCUCAACAUCGACCACGAAGAACUUUUCGCCUUGAGCGAAGACGUCUGCUCCGCCCUCGACGACGUCCUCGACACCACUGCUCCAGGUGUAGCUCGUCUGGCACUGACCUCAAUCUCCAUGUUGCGCUUCGUCGAAACUGCCAUCGUGGACAUGGCCGCCAAAGAACUCUCAGCCAUGGAAGAAUUGCGCCGCGUCCAACGCUCUGAGCUUCAAGCCGCCAAAGCUAGAGAAGAGCGUGUCAACAAGACCAUUGAUGCUGCGGUCCAAGUGCUUGUUGUGGAUGUUGCAAAGGCGGUGUGCAAGUUCAAGCAUGGUGUUGGAGAGGUAGUCAGGAGAUUGGAGGAGAGAGAGAAAACAGGCGAGGAGUUGGAUGAGAAAUUGAGGGUUGCGAGGGAGACUCAGGAGGAGACGCGUGCUCUGCUGGAAGAGGAUGUUGGUUUGUCGGGUGGUUUUGUUGCUGCUGGAGAGUUCGUUGAUUUGCUACUGCUGAGAAGAUUUUGGUUAUGGAGCUGA